UCUAACAUCGAGGCUCAAGCGGCGCAGCGAACAGCACACACUAGCGGCUGCGGCUCCAAGGGGGUCUCUGAAAGAUCAAGUUGACCGACGUACGUGCGUAGCGAUGGUGUCGCGACAGCAACAGUGCACCGGAAUACCGGCCGUGUUUGCCGGUGCCGACGUCUUCAUUACCGGCGGCACGGGCUUCAUGGGCAAAGUGCUGAUAGAGAAACUGCUGCGAUCGUGCCCGAAACUCGGAACAGUGUUUGUGUUGAUGCGCGGCAAACGCGGCAAAUCGCUCGAGGAGCGUUUGAAACAGAUCACCGACGGAGAGUUGUUCGCCGUGCUGAAGCGCGAGAAUGGAGCCGCCCUGGCCAAAAUCUGCCCCAUCGAGGGUGACUGUACCGAGCUGAACCUUGGCAUGUCCAACGGGACCGUGGAGCGGCUGCGAAACGUCCAGUUUGUGUUUCAUGCGGCCGCCAGUGUGCGUUUCGAUGACCCGCUCAAAGAUGCCAUCCUCACCAACACUCGCAGCACGCGCGAACUGCUGGAGUGGGCCAAAACACUGGAAAAGCUAAAGGCCGUCGUCCACAUAUCCACCACCUACUGCAACCCGGAGCUGCUGCACGUGGAGGAGAAGAUCUAUCCGCCGAAAAUGGACUGGAAGGAAGCGAUACGUUUGGCCGAGACGUUCGAUCGGGCCACGCUGGAGAUGUUUAAAGAAAAAUUGACGCAGUUUGCCCCGAACACGUACACCUACACCAAAGGGCUGGCGGAGCAGAUUUGCGAGGAGUAUCGUCACGAGAUCCCGCUGGUUGUGUUCCGGCCAUCGAUUGUGACGAACGCCGAAAGUGAACCGCUGAGCGGAUGGGUCGACAACUUCAACGGACCGAUCGGGCUGCUGCUGGGUUGCGCUUCCGGCGUCGUUCGUACCGGGUUGGUCGAUUUAAAGAAUCGCAUCAACUGCAUCCCGGUCGAUGUCAGCAUUAAGGCAAUCAUAGUGGCCGCCUGGAAGCGGGCCUCGAUCGAUGGGGCGGGUGCGCUGCCCGUCUACAACAGUGCCGCCGCGCCGGAGAAAACCAUCAACUACGGCAUGAUGCUGUACGACGGCAAGGCCCUGUUCGACCGUGUGCCGCUGUCCAACGUGCUCUGGGCCCCGGGUGGUACGGCGACGACCAACAAGUACUUGUUCUAUUUCGCGUUCUUUUUCGCCCAAAUAGUGCCGGCACUGCUGAUCGACACGCUGCUCCGCAUCACCAGCCACAAGCCAUUUAUGUUAAAAUUGAUUCGUAAAAUAUUUGACGCCCAAGUGUCCCUACGCUACUUCAUGAACAACGAGUGGUUCUUUGUGAACAACAAUUUCAAACAGCUCCAGGAGGUGCUGCAGGACGACGACAAGAGUGCGUUCUCUACCAGCUACUUUCUGCACGGCAUGAUGGAGUACUACAAGCGAGCGAUUCUCGGCGGCCGCCGGUACCUGAUGAAGGAGUCGGACGAAACCAUACCGGCGGCGCUGAAAAAGUACAAGCGACUGCUGGUGCUCGACGUUAGCGUGAAGAUUCUUGUAGGAUUGCUAUUUAUGUAUUGGCUCUACAACAGGUAUUCGAAGUAGCAACGCUAACGAAAUCGUUCCCGGAAAGAGCACACAUCCGUGCGGACAUCCGUCACAUGGCGGUGCGAAAGGUUCUGUUACUGAGAAAUAAAUUAUUAUUGUGCACAACGUGUGCCGGCAUGGAACAG
This is a messenger RNA of Anopheles bellator, 1719 nucleotides long. RefSeq names its product fatty acyl-CoA reductase wat-like. Gene Ontology annotation, cellular component: peroxisome. NCBI's taxonomy places the organism in Eukaryota, Metazoa, Arthropoda, Insecta, Diptera, Culicidae. Gene Ontology annotation, molecular function: alcohol-forming very long-chain fatty acyl-CoA reductase (NADP+) activity. The record is from RefSeq and is a predicted model, not a curated record. The transcript has 5 exons. Gene Ontology annotation, biological process: long-chain fatty-acyl-CoA metabolic process. Bases 104 to 1591 code for a protein of 495 amino acids.